This is a messenger RNA of Glycine soja, 378 nucleotides long. RefSeq lists its product as uncharacterized. NCBI's taxonomy places the organism in Eukaryota, Viridiplantae, Streptophyta, Magnoliopsida, Fabales, Fabaceae. The transcript has a single exon. Bases 1 to 378 code for a protein of 125 amino acids. The record is from RefSeq and is a predicted model, not a curated record. Gene Ontology annotation, molecular function: nucleic acid binding.
AUGGCCAGUUCUAGAAAAGAUUGGUAUACUAAAUUGGAUGAUGCUCUCUGGGAGUACAAAACAACCUAUAGAACCCCUAUUGGUCUUUCCCCAUUCCAGAUGGUCUAUGGUAAGGGAUAUCAUCUUCCAGUGGAGUUAGAACAUAAAGCUUAUUGGGCCUUGAUGUUUCUAAAUUUAGACCUAAAAGCUUCCGAAGAGAAAAGCGAACUACAACUCCUUGACAUGGAAGAAAUGAGAAGGAACACUUAUGAGUCUUCAAGAUUGUACAAGGAACAAAUCAAAGUCUAUCAUGACAAGAAGAUUCAGCAUAAGGAUGCCAAGCCAUAUGGUGCAGUGGAAGAAAUAAGAAUGAAUGCUUAUUGUUUAAUUCUAGGUUGA